CAUUAUUUGAGAGAUACUUGUACUUGUUCUCAGGGCAAGCUGGAAUUCAAGUUUGUUUCGAGCCCUGUAGCUAAAAAUAUCCUAGUGUCAGUGUUUGAUAGCAAAACCAAGAUAGGAGGAAAGGUGAGAGAGUGAAUCCACCAUAUAGGCCUUAUUCUCAAGGUAAUCAAUACUGGCAACAGAAAUCCCAGGAGAGUCUAGAAAUAGCCAAUCUUGUGAUGCAAAUUUUACUCAUGUGGACAGCUCAAGCAGAUUUACAUGCAUUUUCAUCCCCCAAGAAAACAUCUGUGCAAUGCAUGUGCUGACGUUAUCUAUGGAAGAAGUGGGUAUCAUGUUUGAAAUGAACUUGGGAGGGAUCACCUCAGGAAUAAGGCCUACAUGUUUAUAGAGGAUUAACUCUCUUGCAAAACUUAAUUCUGUCAUUUAUUAUUCCAAACAGUUGAUGACACCAUCUUCGAGUGGGUUCAAGCCAACUCCAGUCCGAGGGCGAACUCCACAAGUAGUGGCCCAUAACACAUACAAUCCAAAGUCACCAGUGCUUUUAACACCAAACAGAAACCAACUGCAACAACAACAACAACAAUCUGUGAAGGUUGUGAAAGUAUUUUCAUCUCUUCCUUCAGCAAGCCAGUCACAAACUGCUCCAAAACCACUGGUGCAGAUUGUGCCGAGUCCUCAGGGACAACUCCAACAGCAGGGCAACAGGGUGGUGGCAGAUGUGUCACCAAGAGUUGUAUCGGUACAGUCAUUGCAACAAGGUCAGAGUUUACAGGUCAACCAAGCACAGCCUAUAAGAACUGAUGGGAAUGCCCCUUCACAGCAGAAGGUCACAGUUCAAAACCUUGUGUUAUCGUCCGGGCAUAAAAUUCACCUACAAACACCAAUUACACAGGAUUUGACCUCCAAGCCAAGCAAUGCACCAACAUACCAAGUUAGAGCACUACCACUUCAGCCAUCACAACAACAACAACAACGACAACAACAGAUGCAAAUUAAGAACACCAAUGCAGUGACACUGCAAACAACACCGGUGUCCCAAAAUCAGCUUCCGCAGCAAAUCAAUGCACCAGUAAGAUCAUCGGCAAUUUCGUCCAGCUACAAACCUUUAGAGUCAUUACAAGAAGUCAACAGGCAAGCAACUCAGGGAUCUGUAGUUUCUCCUGUGUCUGCAGUUAUUCCAGAGGCUAAGGAGCCCACCAAGCAGUCACCCACAGAGAUCAGGAAUCAAGUCACUGUCCGCGACAGAUACCGGUAUAUUGUCCCCACACCGCAGACUUCAUCCAUGGCAGUGACCACUGCUGCAGCUGGUCCUAGCACCCAGCUUGUUCAGACAUCACCGGUGAACCCUGCAAUUCCAGCCGGGGUACAACCUGUAAACCACGCUGCUGUCAAUCCAGUGUUGCAGGUUCAAAUUAAACAGGAACCAAAACAUGCUGUACCAGUGAGCCCCUUACCUUCGACAGGCCCAAAUAUCCAGAUAUCGCAAGUUCAUUCUGGGGCCCCGGCGGUAGCAGCAUCAACGGGCCUGAUAGUUAAAGUGAAAACUGAGAAGGAAGACAGGCCAAUGGUGAACGGGAUCAAGCGAGCGCACGACGAGGAUGACGUCAUAGAGCAGCCAGUCGUCCAAAAACCGCGCAUGGAGACUGAAGUUAUAGUCAUCGAUUCCCCACCACCCCCUCCCCAAGAGGAAGAAACAUUCGAACCAGUCACAAACGACAAUGAACUUGCUCUAGAAGGCGUCGAUAACGACCUGAUAAUCAAACUAGGGAAACUGAGUAAAGAGGAACAGUGGAUCAAACUGGCGCAAUCUGCUCAGCAGUUGAGACAUCUUCGUGACAAUGUAUGCAAACUCUUGAGAGUACUGGUACCGGAAAUAGAACUGGGCGACAAAUCAGAAAUACUCGAUGACACCAAAGUGGAUAAUCUUUUAAAACAAGUGUUGGAGGCGAAUUUAAAUACCGACACCACACAGUCAUAAUUCUCUUCGAUCGUUUAACGUACUUUAGUUUUUUCUAUUUUUUUAAAGCGUUCUCGUUUUAUAAUCUUUUGCACGUCCAGUACUGAUUUAGUUCCUGAGAUUCAAAGAAGCCUGUGAAUAUUUUACUGUUCAAGUGAGUAGCUAUGCAACAAGAUAAUGGGCUGAAUAAGACGGACAAAGAAGAGUGCUGUUUUAAACGAAGGGAAAGCGGUGUCUGUAUUUUUAAAAUCUUCAGACGCUAUAACUUAUGACGAUUCGUAACAAUUGUCGUGUAGACGUUUACAUGAAACAAAUCUAAUCGACUGCUUUUCCGUUCACACAACCUAACACAAACGCUUAAAUAAGUUUGGGAAAACCUAACACACCUUUUGAAGGAAGGGUUCAUUCACUCUGAGUACUUCCAAUCUCUCACAAACAAGCGCACGUCACGAUAUAACUUUCUUCUUGGGCCUACAUUCAUUUAAUUUAUAUGCCGGGUUGGGGAGGGGCUGGGAGGUUUUCGACCCUCUUGGGGAAAAAAUCGAAUGGUUCUGUUUUUGUUCCACACCCUUGUUCUUAUUCCUUGCUCGGUCACUCGUAUAGAUCAAAACUGUAAUUAUCAACGACUCUCCGCGUUACUGUAUGGUAACGCGUUCCCUCAAUUGGCGUGGUAUUCCUUCUACUUGAUGUUUUGUAAAUGGUAGUUAGCAUUUGGUAACUGAUUGUAGACUGGUCAGGAACAAGAGAUCGAUAUGAAGCCGCCUUUUAAGGAACUAUUUUGAAACGUCGACUAAUUCCUCAGAAGGAUCUCUUUCAACUUUGCGUUCACUUCAUUACGUUGUCCAACAGUAAAUUCCGCUCGGAGAGGAUCUCGGUACUAGUGUCCCAAGCUCGAUUUCCGCCGCAUUCUCGGGUCCGGCCGCGUUCGUCCCCGUGAAGAGUGAGACGAGCGCGGGCUCAUUUCCCGAAACAGCGGCUGGUAAUCGAACCUAGAUUUCUGUAGAAUUUAAUGAAACGAAACGAUGUUUGUACUAGUAUAAAUAGGGAUUAGAUAGAGGGCUGGGGUAGUUAGACAAAUUGUGAGCCUCAAAUAAAAUUGCUUACCAGACUCACUAUUCUCAAAUGCUUGUGGCCUUCAUUCAAUCUCGUUCCCAGGGUUCUCUCUCUACCUUGAGGAAGAUGGAGGACCCUGGAAACAAGGGGUGCCAUCGUCAAGAAACUGUUCAAUGCACAGAUGAGAGUUGCAUGACGGGAAACUGCACGCCAAAUAAGGGAUUCCCGUGUUCCCUUCUGCUUGGAUUAAAGAAAAGUCCUGUUGCACCUUUCACAUGGGAGUGAGUUUUAUCGCAAAAGAAUGCAAACGCACGAGACACGUCUUUAUGAACAAUUUCCAACCACGACUAGUUCAGAAAUGGCCCAUUUAAUGGCAAAAACACUACCAACUGAGCAAUUGCUGGUGGCGUAAUAUUACACCUGCUCAAAUUCAAAGUUGUUCUUUAAUCAGAUUCAGACAGUUUCUCUACUGGCUGAGGAUGUUCGUAGAGAUUAAAUUAACAGGGAAGGCACGACGGGAAGGAAAAGGUGUUAGACUGUAUUUAACUAUGGGCGCUUUUCAUUCGACCAAAACUUCAGAAAAUUUCGAAAAGGGGACAAAUGGUGACGGAAUUUCGGAAAGUUUCAUAGACUGCAAGCAGUCUCUCUUUUCCUCGAAAAUCCGUGGGGAAGAACGCAAAACAAGUAAUCCUAUGUGCGCGACCAGCGAGCCGCUAGUAGCGCGGGCGUCGGAUCGCCAAUCGCACGUCACGCUCACAGUCACGCUCGCACGCUUACUUGUCUUAAGUUUAAGUUGCGUUCUUCCCUACGAUUUUCGAGGUAAAGAGAGACUGCUUGCAGCCUAAAAGUUUCCAGAAAAUCCGGAAAUUGUUGAAUUUCCGGAUUCCGGAAGCG
Molecule: messenger RNA, 3904 nt
Organism: Orbicella faveolata
Lineage: Eukaryota; Metazoa; Cnidaria; Anthozoa; Scleractinia; Merulinidae
Cellular component (GO): nucleus
Molecular function (GO): ATP hydrolysis activity; zinc ion binding
Source: RefSeq, a predicted model, not a curated record